AUGGCUCAAAAUCUCACGGAUCAAGUGCGAGAAAUCGCAUCGGUAACCACUGCUGUCGCUCACGGUGACUUAACCAAGAAAAUCGAACGCCCCGCCAGAGGAGAAAUCCUGCAACUGCAACAAACCAUCAACACCAUGGUAGAUCAACUGCGAACUUUUGCCUCCGAAGUCACUCGAGUCGCUCGCGAUGUCGGAACUGAGGGUAUCCUUGGUGGUCAAGCUGAUGUCGAAGGGGUCAAGGGCAUGUGGAACGAACUAACGGUCAACGUCAACGCCAUGGCAAAUAAUUUAACGACACAAGUGCGAGACAUCAUCAAGGUGACGACUGCUGUGGCUAAGGGUGACCUUACGCAAAAGGUUCAGGCGGAUUGCCGGGGCGAAAUCUUCGAUCUCAAGUCAACCAUCAACUCCAUGGUGAACCAGCUUCAACAAUUCGCCCGCGAGGUUACAAAGAUUGCUAGAGAGGUCGGCACGGAAGGCAGGCUUGGCGGCCAGGCCACCGUUCAUGACGUUGAGGGAACCUGGAGAGACCUCACUGAGAACGUCAACGGCAUGGCGAUGAACUUGACAACACAAGUGCGCGCGAUUGCUAAGGUUACCACCGCCGUCGCGAAUGGCGACCUUACCGAAAAGAUCAGAGUGCCCGUGAGAGGUGAAAUCCUCGAUCUCAAGAACACCAUCAACACCAUGGUUGACCGUCUUGGAACCUUCGCUUUCGAGGUUAGCAAAGUCGCCAGGGAGGUCGGCACCGAUGGCACUCUCGGCGGACAAGCCCAAGUCGACAACGUGGAAGGCAAAUGGAAAGAUCUCACCGAAAACGUCAAUACCAUGGCAUCGAACCUUACGUUACAGGUCCGAAGCAUUUCAACAGUCACGCAGGCCAUUGCCAACGGUGACAUGAGCCAAAAGAUCGAGGUAGAGGCGCAAGGAGAAAUACGGGUCCUCAAGGAAACCAUAAACAACAUGGUUGACAGGCUUUCCAACUUCUGCAACGAGGUACAAAGAGUGGCCAGGGAUGUCGGCGUCGACGGCAAGAUGGGCGCUCAAGCAGACCCAGCAGGUUUGAAGGGCCGUUGGCGUGAGAUCACGACGGACGUCAAUACUAUGGCUAGUAAUUUGACAACCCAAGUACGCGCAUUCUCGGAUAUUACAAACCUCGCGACAGACGGGGACUUCACGAAACUUGUCGAAGUAGAAGCCUCCGGUGAAAUGGACGAACUUAAACGAAAGAUCAAUCAAAUGGUGUCCAAUUUACGGGAUAGUAUCCAAAGGAAUACGCAAGCUCGUGAAGCAGCAGAACUAGCCAACAAGACGAAAUCGGAGUUCCUGGCAAACAUGUCUCACGAGAUUCGCACACCCAUGAACGGCAUUAUCGGCAUGACCCAGCUGACGCUGGAUACGGACUUGACACAGUACCAACGAGAGAUGCUGAACAUCGUCAACAGUCUAGCAAACAGUCUCUUGACAAUUAUUGACGACAUCUUGGAUUUGUCCAAGAUUGAGGCUCGCAGGAUGGUCAUUGAGGAAAUUCCGUACACGUUACGUGGAACUGUGUUCAACGCCCUCAAGACUCUAGCCGUCAAGGCGAACGAAAAAUUCCUCGACCUGACCUAUCGCGUCGAUAGCUCGGUGCCAGACCACGUUAUCGGAGAUUCAUUCCGUCUUAGGCAGAUUAUCCUCAACCUGGUCGGCAACGCCAUCAAGUUCACUGAGCACGGCGAAGUCAGCUUGACGAUCAAGAAGGCCGAUCCUGUGGUUUGGGCCUGCAACCCUGACCAGUACGCCAUUGAGUUCAUCGUAACUGACACUGGUAUUGGCAUUGCAGCAGACAAGCUUGAUCUCAUUUUCGACACGUUCCAGCAGGCCGAUGGCUCCAUGACCAGGAAGUUCGGCGGUACCGGUCUAGGCUUGUCCAUCUCGAAGCGUCUCGUUAAGCUCAUGGGCGGCGACUUGUGGGUCAAGAGCCAGCAUGGACAAGGGAGUGAAUUUCACUUCACGUGUCGCGUUCGCCUGUCGGACCUCGGCGUCGAGUCCAUUGAGAAGCAGAUCAAGCCGUACAAAGAUCACGAGGUUCUCUUCGUCGACAAGGCGCAGUCCGGCUAUGGAACUCAGAUCAAGACGAUGCUGUCCACCAUUGGCUUGAAGCCUGUCGUUGUUGAGUCGGAGAAGAACCCGUUGCUCACCGGCGUUCGGGACGCCCAGGCCAUGCCGUACGAUGUCAUCAUCGUCGACUCCAUCGACACGGCCCGGAGGCUCAGAUCAGUGGACGACUUCAAGUACCUGCCGAUUGUGCUCCUGGCGCCCGUUGUCCAUGUCAACCUCAAGUCUUGCUUGGACUUGGGAAUCACGUCGUACAUGACCACGCCUUGUACCGCUGUCGAUCUCGGCAACGGUAUGAUUCCUGCCCUCGAGAACCGCGCCACGCCGUCCCUGGCCGACAACACCAAGUCGUUUGAAAUCCUGCUUGCUGAGGAUAACCGAGUCAAUCAGAGGCUUGCCGUCAAGAUUCUCGAGAAGUACCACCACGUCGUCACCGUUGUCGGCAACGGUCUCGAGGCUGUUGAGGCCAUCAAGAGGAAGAAGUUUGAUGUCAUUCUGAUGGAUGUUCAGAUGCCAAUCAUGGGCGGUUUUGAGGCGACAGGCAAGAUCCGUGAGUACGAGCGAAGCCUAGGCUCGCACCGUACUCCUAUCAUUGCUUUGACAGCCCACGCCAUGAUGGGUGAUCGUGAAAAAUGCAUCCAGGCACAGAUGGACGAGUACCUGUCCAAACCUCUGCAGCAGAACCACCUCAUUCAGACCAUCCUCAAGUGCGCGACUCUUGGCGGUCAGUUGCUGGAGAAGAACCGAGAGAGGGACAUGGCUCAGCAGUCGAGAGUCAAGGCUAGCACCAACGAGCAUCCCCAGUCUCAUCUUCGCCCGCCUCUAGAAACCAGAUCCUUCACUUCAAAAGAACCAAUUAUGGGACCCAGCCCGGCCAGCCCAGCUUUGGUCUCGGCGGAUCAGGAAGAUCCCAUCUCUAGGGCACGUAAUGGCCUUUCCGACUCGCGCAGCCUAACAAGCUAA
Molecule: messenger RNA, 3063 nt
Organism: Colletotrichum spaethianum
Lineage: Eukaryota; Fungi; Ascomycota; Sordariomycetes; Glomerellales; Glomerellaceae
Product: histidine protein kinase NIK1
Exons: 4
Coding region: 1-3063 (1020 amino acids)
Biological process (GO): cellular hyperosmotic response; phosphorylation; phosphorelay signal transduction system
Cellular component (GO): membrane
Molecular function (GO): phosphorelay sensor kinase activity
Source: RefSeq, a predicted model, not a curated record